AUGAACACCUGGUCCACCUGCCCCUCUGCGCAUCGAGGCCUCCUUCUCGCUCGGUUGGCCAACAAGAUUGAGGCGCUGCCGCCCACGGAGCACGGCAAGGACUCGGCCAGGCGUGUGAUCUUGAACACCGAGUACUUGGCCCGCGACUUCGUCAUGGAUGUGAACCUGUCAGGCUACCUCAUGAGUGGGACCAGCUACGCGCCAUGGUUCCACAUCGGCCAAGCCUACUCCACCAUCAAGACGAAGUUUCCGGACAUUCUGCAGAUGAUGGGCGAGCCAAGCCCCUCCGCGCAGCGUGAAGAGUUGCUCGCCACCCUGCGCAGCUACUUGGAGCAGGACGUGCCGGAGCGGACCCCGUCCUUUCUAAGACGGCCAGGCCUCACUAGUCUGGAGAAAGCCGCAGCCCUCUUCGCCCAAGCAGACUACCUCCGCAUCACGAAGGCCUGGGGCAUACCGGGCCAUGGUGGAGCCCUGGGACCCGCGCGCGAGGAGAUGCACCGUCUGCUGAACAGAGGCCAACGGUUCCUACAGCAGGCCUACAAGCACGCCAAGGCAAGCGCGCCUUCCUCCUGGACAGAUCUGUAUGGGCUGCUGAUGAUGGUCGCUCAGGUUGAGGUGCCCCUCUUUGAGAUUCUGGACCGCCUGGACCGCCAAGUGGUAGAGCCCAUACACAUGAAGGACUCCGUGACGCACCCGGACACUGCGUUCUUCGUCCACCUGCUGCCAACGCGGAAUGUCGAGUCCAACCACGUGCGCUCAGUAUUGGAGCUCCACUGCGACAUGGUCUUCAAGGGGAUGGUGGGCAAACGACCUCUGAAAGUCGUGGAAGUCGGUACGCACCUGGGAGGCUGCAUCCUCUAUGCACUCACCCACUCGCGUGCGCAGUCUCGAGGCGUGGCGAUCGACGCAUAUGGCCCAGCAACGGCAGCGCUUCGCCGCACAGCGGAAAGCAAUGGCUUGGCAGACCGGCUCACGGUCCUCCAGCACUUCAUCUGCUCAGACAGCCGCAAGUUUGCGUCCGUCGUCGAGCCGACGGGAUGGCUGAGCCAGCCUGGCUGGCACGAGCUCGCACAGGAUCAUGCACCCGAGGCCAAGUCUGAAGUGGUAGCAUGCACAAGCUUGGAGUCCGUCCUGCGGGAGCAGGGCAUGGAGGAGGUGGACCUCCUCCGCGUGAGCGUCCUAGGCCGGGAGUACACCGCCCUGCGCUCGGCGGAAGGCCUUCUCGCAGCCGGGAAGGUGAAAUCAAUUGCAGCCUCCGUGCUCAAAAACACGGAGAAUGUGUUGGAGAUGGGGAAGAUGCUGCACCGCCAUGGCUACAAAUUAAGCUUCAUCGGCUAUGAAGAUGAAGAUGUGCUGCGUAUCCUGGCGGAUGUGGAUCUGAUCCCGGCAGGUACCUUGACGCUGGUCGCCCAAUAUGCUGGGUGA
Symbiodinium natans is the source of this 1425-nucleotide messenger RNA. The record is from the annotation of a GenBank genome assembly. Lineage: Eukaryota; Dinophyceae; Suessiales; Symbiodiniaceae.